Hippocampus comes (tiger tail seahorse) is the source of this 4669-nucleotide messenger RNA. RefSeq lists its product as uncharacterized. Gene Ontology annotation, cellular component: plasma membrane. Gene Ontology annotation, molecular function: monoatomic cation channel activity; protein binding. The transcript has 24 exons. Lineage: Eukaryota; Metazoa; Chordata; Actinopteri; Syngnathiformes; Syngnathidae. Gene Ontology annotation, biological process: calcium ion transport. The record is from RefSeq and is a predicted model, not a curated record. Bases 89 to 4669 code for a protein of 1526 amino acids.
CAAGGAGAGGACUUGGAGUAGUGAGGGUCUCAAACCAUUGGAGGGCACCACACUCCAAACGGUGCAUUGUCUGACGCACCACCUCACCAUGUUUGGGGCCAGUUUGUUUCUUCACCCCGGGGCAGUUGUGCUCCUGCCGCCUGCAGCUGAUCCCAGUCUUAAUGUGAUGGUGGCAAUUGUAUGCGCUGUCCUGAUCCUGACUCACCUGCUGGUGGGACUCAUUGCCCAUAAAUUGGACCACCUGGACGGCCUGAGGCUGAGCCAAGUGCCCCUUUGCGGUCGGGGAGGACUGUACCACUACAGGGUGCUGGUUAAGACCGGUUGGAGGCAUGGAGCAGGCACCACAGCACAUGUUGGCAUCAGUCUGUAUGGAGUCAACAAGAGCGGCUCUCGUCAUCUGCAAAGGGUUGGAGCUUUUCAACGUGGCAGCCUCGACCAGUUUCAUUUAGAAACAGACGUCAGCUUGGGGGAAGUUUGGAAAAUUCGGAUCUGGCAUGACAACACAGGGUUGGAUCCAUCCUGGUAUGUUCAGCACGUGGUCGUGUGGGACCCUGUGACAGACCAUAUGUUUUUCUUCCUGGUGGAUGACUGGCUCUCUGUGGAAAAUCCAAAGAAUGGUACAGUGGAGAAAGAAAUCCUGGCCUCAUGUCCGGAAGAGCUUUCCCAAUUUCGACGAAUCCUAUCCUCCCAGUUGAUUUUUGGAAUGGUGGAGCACCACCUGUGGUUGUCGCUAUGGGAACGCCCCAUCCACAGUGUUUUUACUCGAGCUCAGAGGGUUACCUGCAGCGCUCUCAUGCUCCAUCUCUAUCUGGCGUCGGGUGCUCUGUGGUAUGGGGCCGUGGGUACCCAGGGACACAAUGGACCAGUGUCAGCCAAACUGCUUUUCAGUAUGGAAACUGUCGCUGUGGGGAUGGUUGUUGCAGUGCUGCUCUUUCCUCUCCAGUGUUUGAUCUGCUUUUUGUUUAGAAAAUGCCACAGUCAGGUUAUCGUGGACACGUCAGUUCCUUCACCGGUUUGUUAUUCUGUGGAGAUGGAUGUCUACCUCGGCCAAACAGAACUUUCAGGGCCAUCUUUUUUAUCGUUGUCUGGACCCUCCAGCAGACUCCAAGAUAGUCCCUCAUCCUUAUUGGAGAGCAAAGGUUUUGACUCCAGCAUCCUCGACUUCUGGGCUGCUUCUGGUUUGGUGCCCCAGACCGAUGACAUAUGCCAGGAAGCGACUGCGACUUCCUGGGCAUCGUGCGACAGCCUGCUCAAAGAGUCUGAAGACCUCGAGCUCUGCGAUGCCUCGCUUGCUUUGUGCGCUACACGCCAACUGAGGAGGAAAAAAGCUCGCAUGCAGCUUCACCUGACCCCACGCGCCUCCUCUGACCCACCUGCUGCCUUUCUCCAUCCCCUCCAAAAAGACAUUGUGGACUAUCACUCCCCUGCGCAGGAGCAAGAUACUGCCAAACCACUGCUGGCUCACAACCACAAUAUGAAAAACUUUUUGACUCUGUCCGAGGAGAAUCUUCUGAUGUCAAUAGAAGAAGCAACAGAGGACACUUUGCAUUUCACCAAAAACAACUCGGACAGCGGUCGGGACUCGCCUACGACCACCUCAACAUUCUCAAACACCCAGAGCACCUCAUGUAGCAGUUGGUGGGAUCACGCUGACGAUAAAUACCACCGUGAGCUGGAGUAUUUGACUUUCGAGCCACAUUCCGGUCCUUCCCAAUGCGAGGCAAAACUCAAUCGAUGUCCAUCUGUACUUUCUGUGGACUCUGUGGCCGGCACCUUCCUGCCGAGUCCUUCCCCUGACUCGACAAGAUGCUCCUCCACCACGCGCAUCGGUACAGAAACUUGGACUCUGUCUCUCAGCCUGACUUCAUUCGAGGUCCAGGGCGGUCCUGUUGCCGUGUCGUUAUGUGUCUUCAGCUCUCUUUGUCAGUACUACAGCAUCAAGGAGAGGACUUGGAGUAGUGAGGGUCUCAAACCAUUGGAGGGCACCACACUCCAAACGGUGCAUUGUCUGACGCACCACCUCACCAUGUUUGGGGCCAGUUUGUUUCUUCACCCCGGGGCAGUUGUGCUCCUGCCGCCUGCAGCUGAUCCCAGUCUUAAUGUGAUGGUGGCAAUUGUAUGCGCUGUCCUGAUCCUGACUCACCUGCUGGUGGGACUCAUUGCCCAUAAAUUGGACCACCUGGACGGCCUGAGGCUGAGCCAAGUGCCCCUUUGCGGUCGGGGAGGACUGUACCACUACAGGGUGCUGGUUAAGACCGGUUGGAGGCAUGGAGCAGGCACCACAGCACAUGUUGGCAUCAGUCUGUAUGGAGUCAACAAGAGCGGCUCUCGUCAUCUGCAAAGGGUUGGAGCUUUUCAACGUGGCAGCCUCGACCAGUUUCAUUUAGAAACAGACGUCAGCUUGGGGGAAGUUUGGAAAAUUCGGAUCUGGCAUGACAACACAGGGUUGGAUCCAUCCUGGUAUGUUCAGCACGUGGUCGUGUGGGACCCUGUGACAGACCAUAUGUUUUUCUUCCUGGUGGAUGACUGGCUCUCUGUGGAAAAUCCAAAGAAUGGUACAGUGGAGAAAGAAAUCCUGGCCUCAUGUCCGGAAGAGCUUUCCCAAUUUCGACGAAUCCUAUCCUCCCAGUUGAUUUUUGGAAUGGUGGAGCACCACCUGUGGUUGUCGCUAUGGGAACGCCCCAUCCACAGUGUUUUUACUCGAGCUCAGAGGGUUACCUGCAGCGCUCUCAUGCUCCAUCUCUAUCUGGCGUCGGGUGCUCUGUGGUAUGGGGCCGUGGGUACCCAGGGACACAAUGGACCAGUGUCAGCCAAACUGCUUUUCAGUAUGGAAACUGUCGCUGUGGGGAUGGUUGUUGCAGUGCUGCUCUUUCCUCUCCAGUGUUUGAUCUGCUUUUUGUUUAGAAAAUGCCACAGUCAGGUUAUCGUGGACACGUCAGUUCCUUCUUCACCGGUUUGUUAUUCUGUGGAGAUGGAUGUCUACCUCGGCCAAACAGAACUUUCAGGGCCAUCUUUUUUAUCGUUGUCUGGACCCUCCAGCAGACUCCAAGAUAGUCCCUCAUCCUUAUUGGAGAGCAAAGGUUUUGACUCCAGCAUCCUCGACUUCUGGGCUGCUUCUGGUUUGGUGCCCCAGACCGAUGACAUAUGCCAGGAAGCGACUGCGACUUCCUGGGCAUCGUGCGACAGCCUGCUCAAAGAGUCUGAAGACCUCGAGCUCUGCGAUGCCUCGCUUGCUUUGUGCGCUACACGCCAACUGAGGAGGAAAAAAGCUCGCAUGCAGCUUCACCUGACCCCACGCGCCUCCUCUGACCCACCUGCUGCCUUUCUCCAUCCCCUCCAAAAAGACAUUGUGGACUAUCACUCCCCUGCGCAGGAGCAAGAUACUGCCAAACCACUGCUGGCUCACAACCACAAUAUGAAAAACUUUUUGACUCUGUCCGAGGAGAAUCUUCUGAUGUCAAUAGAAGAAGCAACAGAGGACACUUUGCAUUUCACCAAAAACAACUCGGACAGCGGUCGGGACUCGCCUACGACCACCUCAACAUUCUCAAACACCCAGAGCACCUCAUGUAGCAGUUGGUGGGAUCACGCUGACGAUAAAUACCACCGUGAGCUGGAGUAUUUGACUUUCGAGCCACAUUCCGGUCCUUCCCAAUGCGAGGCAAAACUCAAUCGAUGUCCAUCUGUACUUUCUGUGGACUCUGUGGCCGGCACCUUCCUGCCGAGUCCUUCCCCUGACUCGACAAGAUGCUCCUCCACCACGCGCAUCGGUACAGAAACUUGGGUUAUCGUGGACACGUCAGUUCCUUCACCGGUUUGUUAUUCUGUGGAGAUGGAUGUCUACCUCGGCCAAACAGAACUUUCAGGGCCAUCUUUUUUAUCGUUGUCUGGACCCUCCAGCAGACUCCAAGAUAGUCCCUCAUCCUUAUUGGAGAGCAAAGGUUUUGACUCCAGCAUCCUCGACUUCUGGGCUGCUUCUGGUUUGGUGCCCCAGACCGAUGACAUAUGCCAGGAAGCGACUGCGACUUCCUGGGCAUCGUGCGACAGCCUGCUCAAAGAGUCUGAAGACCUCGAGCUCUGCGAUGCCUCGCUUGCUUUGUGCGCUACACGCCAACUGAGGAGGAAAAAAGCUCGCAUGCAGCUUCACCUGACCCCACGCGCCUCCUCUGACCCACCUGCUGCCUUUCUCCAUCCCCUCCAAAAAGACAUUGUGGACUAUCACUCCCCUGCGCAGGAGCAAGAUACUGCCAAACCACUGCUGGCUCACAACCACAAUAUGAAAAACUUUUUGACUCUGUCCGAGGAGAAUCUUCUGAUGUCAAUAGAAGAAGCAACAGAGGACACUUUGCAUUUCACCAAAAACAACUCGGACAGCGGUCGGGACUCGCCUACGACCACCUCAACAUUCUCAAACACCCAGAGCACCUCAUGUAGCAGUUGGUGGGAUCACGCUGACGAUAAAUACCACCGUGAGCUGGAGUAUUUGACUUUCGAGCCACAUUCCGGUCCUUCCCAAUGCGAGGCAAAACUCAAUCGAUGUCCAUCUGUACUUUCUGUGGACUCUGUGGCCAGCACCUUCCUGCCGAGUCCUUCCCCUGACUCGACAAGAUGCUCCUCCACCACGCGCAUCGGUACAGAAACUUGGGUGGGGAAAUGCAAAAAUGAAUAG